Molecule: messenger RNA, 6449 nt
Organism: Lytechinus pictus (painted urchin)
Lineage: Eukaryota; Metazoa; Echinodermata; Echinoidea; Temnopleuroida; Toxopneustidae
Exons: 5
Coding region: 230-1372 (380 amino acids)
Source: RefSeq, a predicted model, not a curated record
GAUAUCGCGAUAUCAAAGUGUCCGCUGAGUCUGUCCGCUCGCUUCAGGUUGGUGUUUUUCAACAUUUUUUUAUUUUUUUAAUUUCUCCUCUUGGUGAGUGGAGCCAACGUAGUUCAGCGGAACAACCAACAUAACAGAGACCGAAGCUUUUGGUCUAGCAAAAAAUGAAAAAGUGACGUGAUCGAACUCAUCCCAGUGAAUGAGCAAAUCAUGCGAGACAAUGUAAGAGAUGGAAUCCCCUGGUGACGAUGAUAGCUUUGUGAGCAUUAGUCUGGAUGGCAAGGAGUGUGACAUCUGCCUGCAAGACACGGGUCAAGAACUCACAACCUGCGAUGUCUGCGCCAGGUUUCUUACCACUGGGCCAGUUCAGGAAGGGUUUAAUGAGCUCCCUGAGGUCAUACACACAGACACUCUAGCACAUCCUUCAUGCUUCAGGAAAUUUCACAAGCUGGCCCGACGACUGAGCCGCUCAGCCGUAAAACUUCAAAAUAACUCGCCGACUGACAGUAUCAGGAGCACACAGUGGCUGAACUUCAAUUGUAACAACCUUGGCAAUGAGCUUCUUCUUGAGAAUAUUCGUAACCGGGUGAGCAAGAGCAAUCCUGGCUCACGAAGCGGCAGUCCUCAGUUUUCCGGUGUGAGGCAGAUCGGGAAGCUAAAAGACACAGAGCGAUGCAGGAGCGAGCCUUUCUUGGAAUCGUCUGCCCAUGAGUUGCGUCGCAGCUACACCAAGUACUUGUUCGGGAAACGCGAAGGAGACAAUGGACAAAGUGUUAAAGUGCCUGAGGGUAGCCCUGGACCUAUCCAGGAUGGGCCACAAGGUCCUAUCAAAGUGCCUGCAGCAACAGUUAACCAUGAACAAAAUGAUAGAGACCUUUCUAUCAAGCAAGCCUCUUGCCAACCGGAAAGUAACCGUCCUAACUCUUGCCAAAGCAACCAUGAUCAGUAUUUGAUGAAGACAAUGUCAUGUCUGUCCAUCCAUGAUGAAAAACCUCAUAGUCUUGUAGAUCCCCAAGAGGCUGAAACCUGCAGGCAUUCCAGAACUAUUAAUGGACAUGAAGAAAAGAGGUGUAGUAGUUCAGAGGGAGAUAUUGACAGCCAUCAUUCGGUAAAGGAGGGGAACAGGAAUGGUCUUCCAUCUGAUGAGAAAGAAACCUGGAGAAAUGUCAAACAUAUUGGCAAAGAAGCCUUACCCACAUUGGAAAUGGCUGAGCUGAGAAGUCACACAGAGAUGUUACAGCAUGCAGUUAAUGAUGCCUGCUCUCAGCUAGUCCAGCAUCUCCAGGAGAAAGAUAUUCUGAGCAGUGAGGUUGCAUCGCGACACGUCACCAUCAAGAAACUGGUAGAGAGACAAAAGAGUCUCCACCACUAGAUUCUUUCCAGUAGCGAUCUACCUUCACGGUACUUUCAGGGUUCGUGACUGAGAUCAAGGAAGUGGGGACGUCGCAUCGCAAUGAAGAAACUAGUCAAGUGACAUUAGUCAGCGUACCCUCCACCACUGGACAAUUCAAGGUUUACUUGUAGAGGUUUGUAAGGAUCAACGAAAUGGGGACAUUACGUCACCGUUAGAAAUGGUAGAUCAAUAGAUAAAAGAGCCUCCACCUCUAGACUCCAUCCAGGUAACGAUCUCAAUGGCCUCUAUCAAGAUUUGUAAGGAUCAAGGAAAUGGGGCGUUGAGUCACCAUCAAGAAACUGGCAGAAAGACAGAAGAACUUCCACCACUAAACUCCUUCCCAGUAAAGAUCUCGGUGCCAUCCAUCAGGGUUUGUUAGAAUAAAGGAGAUAGGGACGCCACAUCACCAUUAAACUGGUAGAGGGAUAGAAGAACCUACACCGUUAAUCUCCUCUGUGGUAACGAUCUCAAAGCUAUUCUUCAUGAUCUGUAAGAAUAAAGGAAACGGAAACGUCACGUCACCAUCAAGAAACUGGUAAACAGAGGGAUAAUUUCACAAGAUAUUUACACAACCUUGCAUGCAAUACCCAUAUUGCAUAUAGACGCGUACACAUCUUUGAGGCCAGUCAGUAUCAAUGUGAUAGAAAUGUCACGGAUCACUGGUCAUUUUUUAAUGCCUAUUUUUUGCCUUGAAAUAAAAUAUCUAUUUUUUCUAUCCAUUACAUUUGCAACAAUAUUGUAUAAAAUGUAUGCAAAUAUAAAACUAUGCAUGCUUGAAAGUAGUCUUUAAAUUUCAUAAACAUCAAGGAACAUAUGCCAUAUAUUUUGCAUGUGAUAGUUCACAUAUUUUCUUAGAGAUAUUGAUGGGUUUAUUUUUGCAGUGUAAUUACAGGAGUUUUGUGGAAUUCAUGAAAAUAACACAAUCUUGCAAUAUUUGGGAGGUUUUUUGCAUUAUGAUGCAGGGCGGAUAAGAACACAGUACCGUAAAUGUAUUGAACACGUCAGUCGAAUGACAAAGAACAGCUGGUCUUUGUCGAGGACUUGUGAACUCUAACAGCACUUUUGUCCUAAGUUUAGGAAGCUGACGAAAAUUGCAAUUACGUUGUUUGUCCAGAGUUCACCAACUCUCGACCAAGACUUCUGGGUCGAUCUUUGUCAUGAAGGGCGUUUGACAAUACAUUUUCUAUGUUCUUGAAUCCAUUGUGCGUCGUGGAGUGAGAACUCCCUUUGAGAGGGUAUAUGCAGCAGACAUAUGCUAUUGUAUUUGGACAUAAUGGCCCGAAUUCACAAAGGUGGUUUUGAAAACCCACGGUUGAGUCCAUGGUUGAUGCAGAUUUCCUGUAUAAAUUACGCUUAAUUUACUGCGUAUACUGAAAAGUGUCCGAUGCUGAUGCACGCUUUUGUCACAGUGCGCCAAAUUGACGCCUGUUGCCGUGGUUAUCCACCUUAUUUCAUUCAUGAGUCCACUCUUCAAACAGGGGACUCAUGAAUAAAAUAGCAUAUCUCACCAUGGUAACAGGCAUCGAUUUGGCGCACUGACAAAAGCGUGCAUCAGCAUUGGAAGAUUUUUAUACAUGCGCCCGAUACGCGCAAAAUUGAGCGUAAUUUAUACACAAAAUCUGCUUAAACCAUGGAUUCAACCGUUGGUUUUCAAAACCACCUUUGUGAAUUCGGGCCAGUAUGGCAUGCUACAUGUACAUGUACAGGCAUUUCUUUAUAUUCACAUGUACUGUACAAGUUCAUUUACAAUUACAUGCAUCUUAAUGUGAAGACCAAUUGGUUGACUCUUUAAACUGGUUUUGAGGCUGAAGAGAGUAACAUUAAUUUUUUUUUACAAUUGCUGUUAAUAUUAUUUCUUCAUUUAUUUGAAUUUUCUGUGUGCUAGUCUGCAAGCUGUAAUGUCCUAUGAGUUUCAAACUUGCCAUGGCACUCCCAUCAUUUGGCAAUGUGAUCUACAUUUGCCACUCUCCACCCAGGUGUAAUAAACUGGUAGGGAGGAAUUCCUUGAAUGCCCGGGCACCUGAUCAGGAUAACUGGGCGAUUCCAAGCUAAAGCGGACAUUUUCAAAGAAUUUAUAUUGGCUCUAUUUCAAAUCUAGAUCAAAAUUCUUUAAAAAAAAACUCAAAUGGAAGUUCAUAAAUACAAAGGGGUUGAUAAUGAGCUUCAAAAAAUGUUCUGACACAUCUCUUUAUGGGACUAGACUCCACAUGUAUUUUUUUUUACUUAAUUUCAAUUUAACAGAAAACUAUUGUUUUUUUUAUAAUUAUUUUCAGUUGGAUAAUCUAAAGCCAGGUCAUCAUUUACAUCAUAUUAAAAGAAACUCUGCAAAUAUACGUUGCGGGAAAGGUUAAAAGAUAAUGCGACUGACCGUAAUGGGACUGACCAGAGUUUUUCUAUCCACAAAAGAAAAUUGAAGUCGCAGCCCAAAUUCAAAUGUCUUAUUUGACACUUCUAUAUAUGUAAGUUAAGUUUUACAGGUAUUGAAAUUGGUAAAAGUGAUUUAAUGUGAAAGAACUAUUAAAAAGAAAUCAGUCACUUUUUUUCUAUGUCCUUUUUGUGUAAUGCAACUGACCGAUUUUUGGGAUGUCAUGCCGUCCAUAAUAUACGGCAUAUAACCUUUCUGUAGAUCUACAGUAUGUAUUGUUUUGAAGCCUCAUUUGUGAAGAUAGAUUGACAGUAUAAACUUGACAGAAAGACUUAGGACUGUAAAACUAACAGCACCAAGUUUGAGAAAAGACAAGUUAAAGUGUAAUGCGACUGACUGGAAUCGCCCCUGUACUUACAUGUAAGCCAAGGUAGUAGUAUGCAGUGCUAAGAUAUAUUGUAUUAAGCACUAUAAAUGUUGCAUGUUAUUGUUAUACAUCUGUCCACACACACUCCGAUAGUUUUUUACAGAAGGGUAUAUAUUUGUACAGUAAUGGUGAUUUUCUUGCAUCGAUAUCAGAUCAGAUAUCAGAAUGCGAAGUAUUUUUCAAGUAUUGUGUCAGGUGUGCUUUUUAUAGUUAUAUUUGUUUCUGCGUAUUAUUAUUACUAUUACAUCAUGUUCAGAAUUAUUGUUUUACAUAUUACAGGGAUGCCAUGCAAUUCUCUUUUUUUUUCUCUUUCAUCAUUGUAUGAAUUUGUGUCUGUUUUCACAAGAAUUUGGAAGCUUAGUUUGGCCCCACUUUUCCACCCUUUGAAUAUCACCUAAUAUAAUCAUUUAUAGCUUCCUCUACUUAGAAUUUCUGACCAAUGAUAAUGCCUAUAAAUUGUAAUGAGGCCAUUAGGAAAAAUGUUUGAAUUGAAUUUUCUUUCAUACACUUGUAGAACAUCACAUUUUUGUUGCAUUGCAUGUAUAUGAUUUGCUUUUUUUUUUUGCAGCGCCUUGGAAGUUAAGAUAACCAGUUUGCAACUUUAACAUGCAUAUUUCACAAGAGGAACAAAAGUAAACCUUUUUUUGUGGAUUUGCACAAGGUGGUUGCAAAGCUGCAUGCCAAAUGGCCAUUGAACGGUACGUUGUUGAAUGGCACUGUGCCAUACUACAUGUACAUGUAUGUCCACAGAUGUGCAAUGGCACAAAAUAUUAUGUUUCAAAUCCAAUAGGCUUGAAUACAACAUUCUCAGUAUGUGAUGAAGAAUUGUGAAUAUUGCAUGGAUAAUGGUUAAAUUAGCCUUAAAAUGACCUAGGCUAUUGGACCUAUCUCAUUGCUAGGAGGAAGACAAACAACUUUUUUAUUCUUGCCUUUUGUUUUCUUCAGGGCUGGCAAUUUUGUGCACAUUAGCUCCCCCUUCCCCUUAACUAUUCUUAACUAUUAACUAGAUCUGUGCCAGAGAGGGCUAGGCCCGUCCCUGUCUGCCCAUCCCCAAGGUGUUUCAGGGAUUCAUAAACGUAAAUUUCAAAGAAAGAAUGCCGACAGAUUGCCACAUAUGAAUAAUUUCUGCCAGUUUGAAAAAAGAUACUUGUAUAUGUUACGACCAGUAGAUCAUGUUUGUUAUUUUUGUUAUUUUUGUUUAUUAUCGGAAUAUCGGUACUAAAUCAUGCACACUGUAACCUAUGAAAGUGUUGAAUACCUGUUUGUAAUGCUAAUUUGUAAUUAUUGGCAUCACUCUUGAGAUUAAAAUAUCUUUCCUUGCCAUUGAUUUCUAAUAUUACAAGGUUUUGAUACAUGAAAAUCUGUCCACUUUUUAUCACAAUUUCCAGUAUUUUUCGAUACAGUACUUAUCACUUUUUGUGUGCUAGAUUUUACGCUGAACAAUGUUAGACUCCAGCUUGUUUUAUAGGCCUUUGGUAUGUUAAGAUAUGCACCUAAUAAUUUCUGUGUGCUUAAUUAUGUGCUGAACAAAUGCUAUGCCAUGCUAAAGCCAGGGUAAUAAUAUGCAGCCACUGGUACAUGUAAGUAUACAGAUCAGUGUACGCUGCACUUCAAAAUGUUUGCAUUUUAAAGCACUGUUUAAAUGAUUAAUUAAUGAUAUAUGUGACCCUCCACCCUAAAGCCAACAAUAAGUCACCCAAAAUGAAAUCCAAGAUUUUUAUUGAGCUUGAAAAAACACAUUUUUAGCUUUACAAUAGUAUGUACAAAACUUGUCAAAGUUAUUGGAAUAUGUGACCUUCCACCCUAAAGCCAACAAUAAGUCACCCAAAAUGAAUUCCAAGAUGUUUAUUGAGCUUGAAAAAGCACAUUUUAGCUUCACAAAUUCAGUGAGAGCUUCAAGAAAUAAGGAGAAAACAAAGUUUGAAGCUUAGGGCUCACUCAAGCAUGAGAUGUGCACAAUUUCUGUGAAACUUCCAAGCAUCCUCCAACCUUACAACUGCAAAUUAUGUGUACAUUUGUAGAUCGUUUCCUGAAUUUACAGUGUAUAAUCUUGUUGAAAAUGUAGUCAUAGCAUUGUAGCAGAACCUAUGCAUGCUUUGAUUUUGUUUUGUUUUUGUUUAAUGUAUUUUCUUCAGACAGGAGGCAUAUUUUUUGUAUACUAUCAUGCCUGUUGAACUUCUCUCUGAAUGUUGAAUUUGUAUUUUUGUACUGUUAUUUUCAUAUAUUCAAUUAAAGUAUAAGUCAAAAUAUAAGAAUGAACUACA